This is a messenger RNA of Lactuca virosa, 717 nucleotides long. The record is from the annotation of a GenBank genome assembly. NCBI's taxonomy places the organism in Eukaryota, Viridiplantae, Streptophyta, Magnoliopsida, Asterales, Asteraceae.
AUGCAAAAACCGUCAUCUUCUCCGACCUCUCCGACCUCUUGUGUAUGGAUUUCGACCCACGCCGCGAUAAAACCACCUUCCCUUCGCAAAAAAAUUACUUACACUCAACAAACCACUCUCUUUUCUAAAUCGAAAAAAAUGGCAAAUAUACGUGAUCAAGACGGCAACCCGAUUCAACUAACAGACGAGCUCGGCCGCCCAGUUCAACUCACCGACGAGUUCGGCCGCCCCAUGCACCUCACUGGUGUCGCUACCACCGAAGAUUCAGGCCUUCAUGCCGGCACAACAAUCGGUUCUGAUCUUAAGACGCAUGAUGGUACCCACGUUGCUCCAACGAUCCCCGAGGCAGUGCCUGGUGGUGUCGGAGCUGGAACGGCAGUUCCUUGUGGUGGUGAAGGUGAAAGGCGGGAGAUUGGACGCUCAGGAAGCUCAAGCUCCAGCUCGUCGGAGGACGACGGGCAAGGAGGGAGGAGGAAGAAGAAGAAGGGGCUGAUGCAGAAGAUAAAGGAAAAGCUUCCAGGACAUAAGAACAAGGAGGAGAAAGCUCCGGAGAAGGUGUACACAGCUACUACGAAAAUAAGUGUGACGACGCCGGCAGGGCCGCUGAAUGAGCCAAAAACGGAGUUCGUAAGGGUGGAGCACCAUGAGGAGGAGCACGAGAAGAAGGGUUUGAUGGAUAAGAUUAAGGAUAAACUCCCCGGCCACCACUCUCACUAG